AUGGCGAAAACGAUCUCACGAGGUGAUUCCUUGUCGUUGACGCAAAUACGGGCAUUUUCGGCCUAUUCUAAUCUGUGCCAAGUCGAGGAAAACGACGACACCGUCGAAACCCAGCUGGACAACUGGCUGCCGGAAUUGGAUGAUGAAAGCUACAAACUUGAGGCUUCUCUACUCAUAGAGGGAGACCUCAUUAAAGGAUGUAACGGGAAGGACAUGACGGGUUUCACAUGCAAUCAGGCGGCGUCAAUUUUACGAUUUGCACUGUUGCACGGAAGUGUGAUGCAAUUGCAAAUCAUUCGAAAGAGCUGUGGAUCACUUCUGAUGGAGAAGCGUCGCAGUCUAGCAAGAAUCUCGCAAGAGCAGGAGCGACGUCUCGGUGCCGCGUCGUUGGCAGAACUCACUCGGGCCAGUUCGUCCCGAAUGUACCAGUCCACUUCCUGCCCUGACUAUUAUCCCAAUAACAAUGUGCUGGCAGGACUGAUUACGCAAAACUUCAAACUGAUACGGAAGAUAAAGGUGGGUGACGAAGAGGCCCAACUGCUACUGGAACACCAAGAAAGAAGCUCACCGGAACGAACACUAUAA
This is a messenger RNA of Angiostrongylus costaricensis, 585 nucleotides long. NCBI's taxonomy places the organism in Eukaryota, Metazoa, Nematoda, Chromadorea, Rhabditida, Metastrongylidae. The record is from the annotation of a GenBank genome assembly.